Messenger RNA from Hydractinia symbiolongicarpus, 2737 nucleotides. Its product is annotated as RNA-binding protein Ro60-like. The record is from RefSeq and is a predicted model, not a curated record. The coding region runs from base 196 to 2403 and encodes 735 amino acids. Gene Ontology annotation, cellular component: ribonucleoprotein complex. The transcript has 6 exons. Gene Ontology annotation, molecular function: RNA binding. NCBI's taxonomy places the organism in Eukaryota, Metazoa, Cnidaria, Hydrozoa, Anthoathecata, Hydractiniidae.
AGACUUUAAUUGUGUUCUAUUUUAUUUUACUUUAUUUGCUUUUUAUUUUACUUCUUGUUCAGACUGAGUUUAAAUAAUUGCGGAAUAAAUUUAUGCUUUGCAACGAAAGGUUUUAUACUUUCACUUUCUUUAGAAGUUCUGUAUUUAAAUUUCAGAUAUAAUUUCAAGUAUUAGAACACAACCACUUCUUUCAAUAUGGCACAAUCUUGCGCAGCAGAAGACGCAACCAUGUCAACAGAGGUAACAUCAACAGAAUUUUCAGUCGACGCGAUGCAACAAUUUAAACGUUUUCUAAUGCUUGGCUGCGAAAACACAAAAAAUAUAACUACAUGUAUAGAUAUCGUAAAAUCAAACAUAUCCAAUCUCAUGAAGUUGAUUCAAGAUGGCGGCUAUGGGUGUGACGUCAUUAAAGUAUUAAAGGAAUAUCGUAAGGAAGGAAAAUGCGAGAAAUUGCAUUGUUUACUCAUGUGCUUAGCCAUUUGUGCCGUGAAUGAAAGCACGAAGACGGCGACGAGAAAGAUCUUAACGGAUAUUUGUUACAUCCCGACGCAUUUGUUUAUGUUUUUAGAAUUCUGUUUCCAAUUUGAGCAGAAAAAUCGAAACUACGAAGACUUAGUAAAACUGUUAGGCUAUAACCUUUACAACAAAGAAAAAGCUAUUAAAGAAAAACCUAAGAAAAAGAAGAAGACGAAAAAUAAAAGUAAGAAAUCUACGAAGGAAGGACAUGAUGAGCCUACGAAGAAAGAACAUGAUGAGUCUACAAGAGAAGAGCAUGACGAGUCUACGAAGAAACAGGUUGCGGAAGGCAUGGAAGUUUGCGCUGAAACAGAGUGCGCUGGUACACAACAGCUAGGCACAGCUACAGGUAGCAAGAGAAAUAUCGAAGCCGUUGCUGAAUCCUCUGAAGCAAAAAAAUCAUUAAUCGAGGUCGAAGUAGCAAAAGAACAGAUUACACAAGGUGUGAAAGAUAUCGAUUUGAACAAAGAAGCGACGAACGUUGAUAUGGUGGAUAGUACAAAAAUGGCGGCAAAAAAAGUAGGACGUAAGGAUACAAAACCACGACAAGGAGAAAUCAGUAAGAGACAGAUCGUGUCAAAGUAUCGAAAGUUCAUCGAGGCGUGGUACACUGACAAGGAGAAAAGUGCUGUGAGUUUUUUGUACCUUUUGACAAAAUACCAAUCCCGUUAUGGUUGGGAUCAUGCGAUGUUAUUUCGUUAUGCGCAUGUCAGUAUUCCGGAAAGCGAUGAGGAAAAGGAUGUAAAGGAUAUUAUUGUAAAGUACUGCUUGAAAGGGUACGAAGCUGCGAUAGCAGAUCUGGAUGUUAAGAAAGUUUAUAUAGAACAACCAAAAAGCCGACUCAAGGACUUUCUAGAUACACUAAAAGAGCUUAAGCAGCUAAAGGUAGUGACAAAUGAAACCGAGCAAAAAAUUGUGGAAAUAAUCGAGUCAAAAUACAGAGGUGUAAACGGUCAGAAAGUUGUAAUGUAUGCCAUGCCACGGCAAAACCCGCUUUAUGAUGACGAAAACUCAAUGGCUUGUAAGUCACGAUUGCAUUUGGCCUUUGAACACUUGCCGAGUAUGUUCUUUAACUCGAAAAAGGUUUGGCAAGCUUUGCUGAAAGACAUCCCAUUAACAAGUUUACUGUUCAACCUGACAAGAAUGAUCAAACUGGGCAUUUUCGAGUCUGAAGAAAACAUAACCUGUCUUGAAAAAUCGUUAUCAGAAGAUAAAAUAAAAAAGGCUGGUCUAUCAGUACAUCCUCUGAGGAUGCUGACAGCUUUGUGGAACGUUGACAGUGAACUGAGCAUGCGCGAUCCUGAACAAAAUCCACGAAGUAGUGAUAUAUGUGGUAUCUUACGAAAUGCUUUUUAUCAUAGUUUUCGGUGUGACGACUGUAAAUCGAAAACCGAUCAAAAAAUUAUCAUAAGCAUCGAAGCUUCGUCCGCCAUGUUGCAAACUGGAUUCCUUUUGCAUCACUUUUUAUCACCAGCUAUGACUGCAGUGGCUUUGUCAACCGUUUUGCUAAAAUCACACCAAUCGUCGACCGUUUAUGUAGGUAAUCUAAAGACGACCCUUCAACCUGAGAAGAUACUAAAAAAUAUGCGCAAAGUUGCCGAGAAAAAUCCGGUCAAAACAGACCCUUCGUUUGCUAUCGAAGAGACCAUUCGAAGGAAAGAAACAGUUGACGCUUUUCUCAUCUUCGCAAAAUCUUCAAGCAGUAAAUCUUAUGCGGAGUUCAAGCGAUACCAAACUGAAUUUGGUGAAAACGGUGUUAAAUUAAUAAUCUGCUCAAUGACAGCUAAUUCUAGUAUGAUUGCUGAUCCUGGUAAUUCUAGCAUUCGGGAAGUUUGUAGUGGUGAUGCUAACUUCGUUAAUGAAAUCUGCAAAAUUUUAGAAGAAUGAAAAGCUGAUUCGAAAUGGUAUUUAAAAAAAAAUUUUUUUUCUUUUAAAGGAAAAAUAACUGUAUACUUUUAAAUUCAAUGCAUUGACACUGAAAUGGUGAUGCAAAAAAUCUUGACAUCGUGUUUUUCAUUUGUCGUUAAGAGGUGACGACAAGUUGACAAGUGAAAGGAUCAAAAACAAUAUCUUUAUAUUUAAAGCCAUGUAUAGAUAAAAAAAAAAUCAAAUUUUAGACGGAUUCUGACUAUGAACCAAAAUUAAUCGGAUAUAACAAACUUACACUUCAAUCUAUUGGAAGUGACGUGAUUGAUAAUAAAUGUACGCACGAUCUUAAAGA